Xenopus laevis (African clawed frog) is the source of this 1767-nucleotide messenger RNA. RefSeq names its product forkhead box I1 S homeolog (gene foxi1.S). The record is from RefSeq and is a predicted model, not a curated record. Lineage: Eukaryota; Metazoa; Chordata; Amphibia; Anura; Pipidae. Gene Ontology annotation, molecular function: DNA-binding transcription factor activity, RNA polymerase II-specific; sequence-specific DNA binding; DNA binding. The transcript has 2 exons. Gene Ontology annotation, cellular component: nucleus. Bases 63 to 1184 code for a protein of 373 amino acids. Gene Ontology annotation, biological process: regulation of transcription by RNA polymerase II; animal gross anatomical part developmental process; anatomical structure morphogenesis.
CACCUGCUGCAAGACAUUAGCUAGUACAGGUGCAUUUGCUUUGUGACCUGCUAGCUUUAACUAUGAGUGCCUUUGAUCCACAGGCACAUUCUCCACCACGCUGUGGGCCACAAUUUCCCAGUAUUGGGCAGGAGCCUCCAGAGAUGAAUAUCUACUGUGACACCAUCUUCCAUCCCCAGACAAUGCCUAGUCCUCAGCGACCUUCAAACUUUGAAACAGGCGAUUACAGCACCACUGCAAAUCCUUACCUGUGGCUGAAUGGACCUUCCAUCACACCUCCUCCAUAUCUUCCAGGAUCCAACUCAAGCCACUUUAUGCCUCAGGCAUAUGGAAUGCAGAGACAGCUACUGCCUAACAUGCAUGGCUUGGGAAGUUCUGACUUAGGUUGGCUUUCUAUUCCUUCUCAAGAAGAACUUAUGAAACUGGUGAGACCUCCAUACUCUUACUCUGCAUUAAUAGCAAUGGCAAUACAUGGAGCCCCAGAUAAAAGACUGACACUGAGCCAGAUCUACCAGUAUGUUGCUGAUAACUUUCCUUUCUACAACAAGAGCAAAGCUGGAUGGCAGAAUUCAAUUCGACACAACCUGUCUCUAAACGAUUGCUUCAAGAAAGUACCAAGAGACGAAGAUGAUCCAGGAAAGGGCAAUUAUUGGACCUUGGACCCAAACUGUGAAAAAAUGUUUGACAAUGGAAACUUCCGCAGAAAGAGGAAAAGAAAGUCCGACGUCAGCCCAAAUGGACAGCUAUCUUCUGAUAAACCUGAAGGGAGUCCACUAAGUGAGAGUCCUAAGAAUGGAGAGCAUCAGGACAUGUUGGGAAAUUCAUCACCAGGAACAGACGACUCCCCUGAAAAGAUGUCACCUCCUCCAUCUACAGCCCCUUGCCUUAAUAACUUUCUCUCCAGCAUGACUGCAUAUGUUAAUAGUGCAAUCCCAGUCAGUAGGUCGGUUCCACUUGGACUCAGUAAUGAAACCUCUGAUAAGAUGGGACAGAACAUGGUUGGUUUCAGUUCCUACACUCCUCUUUCAAAUAUGCCAAACCAUGGGGGGUCUGACUGGUCAUCUACUGUAUCGUCAAAUCCUUUUGGCUACAGCAGUUCUGUGUUCAACCAAUUCACUCCUCAUUUCUACAACAGUAUCAAUACAAACAAUACUCUCUUUAACAGAGAGGGCACAGAAGUAUAACUAGACGGUACCAAUAUUAUAGCCGCCAUGGCAAACUCUUUGUUGACUUGUCAAUUCAAUAGCUUGCUUUUCACAACUGCUCUACACAGUUUUCUUUACUUUUAUCCAACAGGCAGCUGCUGUGGUUUGGAAGUUUUAGUGCCUUGCUUUUAUGGUGUUUCCAAGCUUUUAUAUCAAGGCAAAUGGUGCUUAGUGAUGCAUGGACUAAUAGCAGGGUGGGACACUGUAUUAAGUACAUCUUAAAUCAAAUAUAAAUGACUCUCAGUGUACUUACGCCUUUUUCUGUCAAUGAAUUUUUUUUUUUUUUUUUUAAAAACAAAACAAAAAAGUUACUCAGAAUUUGUUUUACACUGACCUUUAUACUGUAACCACCUGAUGUAAAACCGUAGUAAAAUACUGUAAAUAAUCAGAAAGGUGUAUCUUGAAAGAUAUGUGAAAAACGAUCAUCUCAAAUUAAAACAAUGCUUUUCAUACUUUAUUAAGUGGAUGUAAUUUUGUCUGCCAACAUGUAUUUAUAAAUGUUUACUUUUGUAAAUAAUGAUGUAUAAAAUGCGCGGGGAGACUGUGUCUAUGGCUACUUAUA